Molecule: messenger RNA, 1047 nt
Organism: Darwinula stevensoni
Lineage: Eukaryota; Metazoa; Arthropoda; Ostracoda; Podocopida; Darwinulidae
Source: the annotation of a GenBank genome assembly
AUGUUCGGCGCCCCUCCUGGGCCAUUGCGUCUAGUAGCUAUGCUAUGUCCUUCCCAGGCAUGGUCAUUGUACUCCAGUCAGGUUUUAUUACGCCCUUCUGGUCUAGUCUUCGUUGUCCUGAUCGCUGAUCACCAAGGUGGCACCAAUGUCAAGAUAAAGAAGAAAGAGCUUUGCCUGGCUGAAGGAAGCAAGCAGCUCCUUCAGCGUGUUGACGGACAUAUACGUGAAAUAUCGCCGAGGAGUGCGAAAGAAGAAGUUAAUUAUCGACUGCGCAAGUACGAUAUCGGCAACAAAGUACCAGACGAUAGAGAAGGAAAAGUGCUCAUGCUAGUUGGAGCCACAGGAUCAGGAAAGAGCACAUUCGUCAACGGGCUGGUGAACUACGCAUACGGAGUUAAGUGGGAAGAUGAUUUUCGAUACAAGUUGGUCGUCAAUGAAGAAAAUGAGAAUUUUGAAGCUCAUAGUCAGACCAACUGGAUCUCAGCUUAUGUACUACACAAACAAGAAGGAAUUUCCCUUCCCUACACCUUGACUGUCAUUGAUACCCCAGGGUUUGGCGAUUCUGAAGGAAAAAAAAAAGAUGAAGAGCUGUUAAAACAAAUUCGAGAGUUUUUAUCUCAUGGUGAAUAUUUCGGGUUGGAAAAGCUUAGUGGAAUCGGCUUCGUUGUCCCGGCCCCUGAAGGCAGGCUCACUGAUUCACAAAAGUACAUAUUUCACUGCAUGUUAUCUGUGUUCGGGAAAAAUUUCGAGGACAGGAUCUUCGCAUUUGCCACAUUUGCUGACAACCUGAGACCGCCAGUUCUGAAUGCCCUCGUAGAUGCCAAAGUUCCUUUCAAGAAAAUAUUUAAAUUCAACAACUCGGUCUUGUUCACCCUAUCGAGAGAUGAUGACACUUCUGAUCUUGACCGACUAGCUUGGAAAAUGGGCAUCCAAAGUUUUACUGAGUUCUUCGAGGAGUUGAAAAAAACUAAACCUGUGAGCCUCCAGGAAGUAUUGCAAAACAUGGAGAGCAUCAGAAAACCUCACGAUUCUCAGACAUCCGGUUGA